GUCACGUGUUUAUGUUUUACAGCAUGGUGCUUGAAAAUGGCUCUCAGUAACGUCCUGAAGUCUUUAUCCGGAGUUAAUGUGUUCAGUUCCCACACACGGCUUUGUGUUUGCUCUGUAGUGAACAGUUAUGUCCAGACUCGAGGAUAUGCUAAAAAAGCCGCUGCUAAAGGGAAAGGAAAAGGCAUGGUGAAGGAUGUGCAAAAGGGCCCAGAGGUGUGUAAGGACCCGGUGAAGCUGACCUCACAUGCUGUUGGGGUAAACAUCUACAAACAAGGAGAAGAUCCACCACUGAAACCCAGAGAGGAAUAUCCAGCAUGGUUGUUCGAGUUGGAUCUUGGUCCCCCCAAAAAACUUCAUGAGCUGGAUCCAGAGAGCUACGAAUACUGGAAGCGUUUGAGGAAGGAGCACAUCUGGCGUUUCAAUAAACUGCAUAAAGGAAAGAAAAUCUGAUCAACUCUGACACGUUUAUUUAGCUGUGAGGAGCUAUGAUACAGUCUCACUGUGGUAAGAAAGUGAUGGUAUCAGAUCGAUGCAGUACAGCCCAUGCCCAUGAACUUUCUGUACAGUCGAUCUGUUAAUCACUUGAACUGUGUGGUUCAGUGGGACUCGCAUGUGUCGCUCAGCACCUAUGCCAAGUACUGUGUUUAUCACGUUGCCUCAGGAGCGACUAUUAUAGAAUGUACACGGGAAUAUAGUUGGAGUGACACUUUGAGGGGGGAAAAAAAGAUGUCAUUAUUUAACAUCAUAAUGCUUUGUAUGUAAAUAAACUGAACACUGAUCUUCCUAA
This is a messenger RNA of Hemibagrus wyckioides, 787 nucleotides long. It is a transcript of the gene mrpl54, whose product is annotated as mitochondrial ribosomal protein L54. The transcript is spliced from 3 exons. The record is from RefSeq and is a predicted model, not a curated record. Gene Ontology annotation, cellular component: mitochondrial large ribosomal subunit. The coding region runs from base 37 to 450 and encodes 137 amino acids. Gene Ontology annotation, molecular function: structural constituent of ribosome. NCBI's taxonomy places the organism in Eukaryota, Metazoa, Chordata, Actinopteri, Siluriformes, Bagridae.